AUGGAGAGCAACCAGGGUUGGCGCGACCGUCUGCCUUUCUCGCUCACCUCGAAGCUCGCUUUGAGCCUGUUCGACAACGCCGGUCCGCGCCUCGCCCACCCAUGUGUACGAGCAUGCGACGUCUCCUCCGCUCUUCGCGACGCGAAUGGCGACAUCGACCUGCUCGCUCCCCAACUCGCCGUACUUGCGCUGUGCGCUAUGGCGAUGGGGUCACUGCUCUCGAUCGAUCCCGCUAUCCUCGCCAAUCAUGCAGGAAACGUACAGACUCUCGCGGACGUCGAGUCGCUCGGUCCCGAUCUGCGCACCCUCGGUCAAAGUCGGUCAAACGCCUACCUUGCGCUCAAGAGCGAAGCAAAGCGGAGGGCGAGGGCUCUGGGUGUCGAUGUCGAUCCCAGCUUCGCGAACGCGGCUUCGUGCUGGCUGCUGGACUACCUCGAAGCGGUUGAAGCUACCGACCGUCAUACUCCUCGGCCCUGGCACGCCGCCUAUCUCUCGCACAUCCGCCGCCUGCGCUGGACGCAGCCGCUGAACAGCGCGUCUUGGUCCGACGACACAAUCUGGGCUUUCAAUCUCGGAACCGACAACCUCGCAAACUUGGGAGAAGUCUGCCUAUCGAGUCGAGACGUCGCUUUGCUGGUGAAGUUGGUCGCCCAAGAUCCUGUCGCCCUCGAAGCAUCUUUGCGAGCCGGACUUGAUCAACCGCUCAAUACUGGAGUUUGGCCCGACGCUGCUACGCCUGUCAAGUUAGGCCUCGAUACGGCUGCUCGAGUCCACGAGGAGAUCACGGGCUUACACGCUCGACAAGCGUCUCUCGACGAAUCUGCCCUCCUCCGCGCCUUCACCGACAUAGAGCAACUCAGCACGAUCGCCUCCCUCUUUCUUGCGCUCACAGAUCGCCUCCUCGACGACGACCGCACCUCCGAAUCGAGCAUGAUGCGCCGCGUCCCCUUCUCUCGUCGACAAGCUCUCCGACACAUCCGCUUCUUUGUCGCCGUCCAAUGGACUUCGCCUGCUCUCGCUUUGUACCGCGAGCUGCAGCGGCGCGUCUCGCUUGCUGUCGGACUCGGAGGAGAAGCGACAACCUUCCAGCGCUUCGAGCAACAGCGACUACACCUCCACCUCUCGCAAUCGCGCGAAUACGCGUUCUCAGCCCUCGACUCGAUCCUCGCCGCCCUCGACCGCACGCCUCACAUCACCUUCUGGACGCACCUCCAGCCUCGUCUAAUCCAUCAGUGGGCAGAGUUCUUGGUUGAGGAAGUCGAGGCGGGACGGGCAGGAGGUUUGGGUGAAAGGCUAGGCGGGAUCUGCCAGACACUCGCCGGCGCACUUCUCAAAGUCGGUUUCUGCUUCACCAACCCCUCAAGCGACGCGCUCAUCGCCCGACUCGAAAACAUCGCUGCGGCAGAACAUCUCGCCACGACCUCGUUCAGACACGCCGACCCGCUCUCGCUCUUCGCCUUCCUGUCGAAUACAGGCUCGCCGCAAGACGGCGGUCCGGGCUCGUCAGGCUCGUCGACGGGAGCGGCGCAGACGACGAUGGAUCCGAACGCGAUGCUCGGCGCGGGUGUCUGGCAGCCCGAAUCGUGGUGGCCGUCGAUAGCGGUAGAAGCGAUGCAGACGUAG
Messenger RNA from Rhodotorula toruloides NP11, 1623 nucleotides. Its product is annotated as phosphoribosylglycinamide synthetase. Bases 1 to 1623 code for a protein of 540 amino acids. Lineage: Eukaryota; Fungi; Basidiomycota; Microbotryomycetes; Sporidiobolales; Sporidiobolaceae. The transcript has 8 exons. The record is from RefSeq and is a predicted model, not a curated record.